Molecule: messenger RNA, 514 nt
Organism: Caenorhabditis angaria
Lineage: Eukaryota; Metazoa; Nematoda; Chromadorea; Rhabditida; Rhabditidae
Source: the annotation of a GenBank genome assembly
CUGCGUCUCCCUCGAAUUGCAAAAAAGUAUCGCGCGCAACUUUCGAAUAUUUCGCGACGGUGAACGAACAAAAUUUUUGCUUUUUUUUACAUCAUAUAUCAAGUUUUUCAGAAACAAGCCUCCAGCCAAUAUGCCAAUUUUAGUUGAGGAAAAUGCGAUCGGAGCUGAUGACUAUGAUAUGACAUCCGAGGUAAUUCAUUUUCAAUAUUCAAAGUAAUUAAUUAUAAAAAUUAGUUUUUUUCAGUCAGCUCUAAAAUUAUUGGAAAAAAUGGAACAAAAAAUGGCCCAAAUUUCGGAUGAAAAAAUGAAAUUAGAACUCAAGGUCCAAAUAUUAAAGAUACAAUUGAAUGGCCGAGACCACCUUAUUGAAUCUAUGAAAAAUUUCAUUGAAAAGCUGAAACGCGAGAAAAAUGAAGAUCUUCGACAAAAAAACAUCAAAAUCAAUGUAUUAAUUAUACUAAUCAUAUUACUGUUCGUUAAGAUUUUUGAUUUUGAACAAUUUUAUAGAAAAUAA